UGACUGAAUGUGGGAUUGGUGAGGAAAAUGAUGGAGUCUUGAUUCGUUGAGUUUGUGUGUGGAUACGAAAACAGCGCUGGAAUUUCCUCCUUUCGACUGGGAAAACCACCACUGCUUCUCGGCUUCAAGCUCCUCUGUUUGGUUGUUGCCGGUAUACAUCUGAGUAUCCAAGGGAUUUCUGUUUCGCUGCCGCUCUUUUCCCUAGGAUAGCCUGCCUGGCUAAGGUUAGCCUAGGCUGCUUCCGGAGCUCUAUGGGAAUAUCCUGCCAGAGCGGCUCUUUAGCUCGCUAGCGGGCUGAAUGCAGCCACGCGCCUCCCGCCGCAUCGGGCGCAUUCAGCCGCUACUGCUGCGGCAUUAUUCACGCGGUUUAUUGACACAUGGAAAUGAGGAAUAUUGGAUUACCAUGCACUGCUUACGUUUAUUUUGAGGGAUUUGCUGUAUGGAAUGAGCUCUGUGAGAGCUGUCAAUCACCCUGGUGGAUUUAACACGUCAUGCCAUCAUGCAGAUCUGCGAUCAUCCACACUAAUGUUUUGAUGACAAGGGAUCUGCGUGUUUUUUCCUUUCUUCUACCUGAUUUUAAACCCCUUAAACAUCAAUGAAUGCACAAAAGCCGAUUUUGGAAAGAUACUUUUGAGAACUUUUUCAAGGAAAGGUUUUGUGAGGGGGAGGUGUCAGAACACGACAGUAUUUUAAACAAACUGUCAGCUCUUUAAAGAGGAAAAAAACAUGGCUUCGGUGUGGAAGAGACUGCAGCGUGUUGGGAAACAUGCUUCCAAAUUCCAGUUUGUCGCCUCCUACCAGGAACUCAUGGUGGAAUGUACAAAGAAAUGGCAACCGGACAAGCUAGUUGUUGUCUGGACACGCAGGAGCCGAAGGAAGUCUUCCAAGUCUCAUAGCUGGCAGCCUGGCAUUAAGAACCCAUAUAGAGGAGUGGUGGUGUGGCCUGUUCCAGAGAACAUAGAGAUCACUGUCACACUAUUUAAGGAUCCCCACGCAGAGGAGUUUGAAGACAAAGAGUGGACCUUUGUUAUUGAAAAUGAAUCUCCGUCAGGUCGUCGGAAAGCGUUGGCCACCAGCUGCAUUAACAUGAAGCAGUACGCCAGUGCCAUGCCCACACAGACAGACGUCAAGCUCAAGUUCAAGCCGCUGUCCAAGAAAGUGGUUUCCGCAACACUGCAGUUCUCCCUGUCCUGCAUCUUUCUGCGAGAGGGCAAAGCCACUGAUGAAGAUAUGCAGAGUCUGGCCAGUCUGAUGAGCAUGAAGCAAGCUGAUAUUGGUAAUCUGGAUGAUUUUGAGGAAGAGAAUGAGGAAGAUGAGGAGAACAGAGUGAACCAAGAGGAAAAGUCCGCCAAGAUCACAGAGUUGAUCAGUAAGUUGAACUUCCUGGAUCAGGAGGACCAAGAGCAGAGCGACAUGAGCUCUAACCUCUUCGAUGAACCUAAUGACCCGGUUGACCUUAACCCCUUUGGUGACCCGGAUGAGGACGAACCAUCUCCCAAGCCCCAUGUGCUGUCUACUAUCAAAGAUCAAGAGCCUGUAUUUGAUCAGAACAUCUCUUAUCCCUCAAACCCGUUUGAUGAGGCUGAAACAGAUAUGGAUUCUUCUCAACACGGGAACCCGUUUGACGAACCUGAACCCGAACCCCAGCCUAAAGUAUCUUCACCCAGAAGCAGCAAGAGAAAGAACAUCCGUCCGGUGGACAUGAGCAAAUACCUGUACGCCAACACAACCAGGACAGAGGAGGAGGAGCUAGAUGAAUCAAACCCAUUCUAUGAGCCCAGAGCCUCCAGUGCAGCCUCAUCUACCGCAGACAGCAGCACCUCAGAGAAGAGCACCAAACGCCGGGCCCCUCUGCCUCCCAGUGCUGGACCCAAUCCUGCUGUGGCCCCUGGAGGCCCUGCACCAAAGACUUCAGCUCCUGGAGUAGCAUCCACUCCGCCUUCUCUGGCACCCUCAGCUGUCACAGCUGUGAUAGGGAGAGAGUUGGCCUCGUCCUCACCUAAGCCCAGUCCAAUUCCUAGUCCUGUUCUUGGUGGGAAGCCAAAUGCAAGUCAGUCCCUGUUGGCCUGGUGCCGUGAGGUCACGAAAAACUAUAGAGGCGUCAAAAUCACCAACUUCACCACUUCCUGGAGAAAUGGACUAGCAUUCUGUGCCCUGUUACACUACUUCAGACCCAACUUAAUUGACUACAAGGCUCUCAAUCCUCAAGAUAUUAAAGAAAACAACAAAAAGGCAUAUGAUGGCUUUGCCAGUCUGGGAAUCUCUCGGCUUUUGGAGCCAUCUGACAUGGUUCUGCUGGCAAUCCCGGAUAAGCUGACGGUGAUGACAUACCUGUAUCAGAUCCGGGCACAUUUCAGCGGUGAGGAACUCAAUGUUGUGCAGAUCGAAGCCAACAGCAGUUGUAGCACAUACAAAGUUGGAGACUUUGAAACGGACACAAACAGUUCUAUCGACCAAGACAAGUUCUACGCCGAACUUAACGACAUUCACCGUGAGCCCACUAAUCAGGGUGCUGCAGCAACCAAUGGUGGGCAUGGUGUUAAAGAAGAGCAGGAAGUGAAGUCAGUCAUGACAAGCGGAGGAUCUGGUUCUCUAUCCGCCUUCCCAGGGGAAGUUCUAAAAGAUGUAGUUCCAUCUUUACAGGCAUCUACGGCAGACCGUGUCUCUCCAGCAGCACCAACCGUCACUGAACCUCACCCACGACCCACCCAAUGCACCAGAACCAGCCUGGAGACCUCCACCAGCCAACCUCCCACUGCAGAACAGAAAAAACUCCUCAAAGCCGAUACACUGGACAUGGGUGACCCGUCUCACAGGCUGGAGAGAGAAAAGGAGAGCGGGCAGUCGGGUGGGUUGACCGCCACUGACACCAGAGACUCCAGGGAGCAGCACAAGACCCCACGGCCUGGCGAAAGACAAACUGAAUCUGGGUCACCCACGUGGCAGACCGGGUCUUCUCUAACAAACACAGAUAAACUGGGCUUCACAUAUAACAGAGACACUGAUCUAAUCAAGAAGAAGAGAGCGAGUUUGCGCCACUCUGAAUCUGACAGCACCUCAGACAGCAGUGCUCAGACCAACCACACACACACACCCGCUAAACUCACACAGGAAUUUGUACCCGCCCCAGUGUCUAACACCAGUGAAGAGAAGGUGAAACAGAUCAUGGUUAUACAAAGUGAAACUUGGUUACACUCAAAGUUGAAUAAAAUCUCUUUCUCUGCAUUGCAGAAGGUCCUGUCUCGUCAAGAGGAGCUGAAGGAGAGGGCCAGGCUGCUAUUGGAACAGGCCCGUAGAGAUGCUGCCAUGAAGGCUGGAAACAAAAGCACCACUAAUGCACAGUCACCCACACACACUCCACAGAUUAUUGAUGAGCGUGAUGAAGAACGGCGCAGGCAGCUGCGAGAGAGAGCCAGGCAGCUGAUAGCGGAGGCUCGAUCUGGAGUAAAGAUGGCUGAACUGCCUCUCUAUACUGACUCCACCUCUAUUGCCUGUAGUGCAGCUGGGAACAACUUAAAAGGAAGGUCAAAGACAGCUGGAGACAUGAUGGAUGGGAUGAGUGUGGAGGGUGAGGAUGAGGAGAGCAGGAGUGAUAUUGAGGCAGCAGCGGCGUCUCACGCUGAUGAUGUCACUCAUACUAACCCUGAGGAGGAACUGUCGUCUUCAUGUCUAAUGGAAGAUGAUUUUACUAACUCUGCCAGUGACCUGGCCUCUCUGGGUGUGAUGAACAGCAGGCAUGUGGACCUGAAGCUCAAGAAGCUUACAGAGAUCCGGCCACAGGGUGGCAGCUCCCCUUCCUCUUCAUCUACUUCCUCAUCGCUGACGGCAUCCAGUACUUCACCCCUCAGCCCUGAAUCGGGCGGCCUGCAGAAUAAUGUCGAUGAAUUGCACGCAGAGCAUCUCCGCAGGGCUACAGAACGUCUGCGUAGUCCCGUUGUCUUCCACAAGGAGUCUGCUGUCAGGAAAACACAGCUCAAAUCAUUUAGCCAAUACAUAGAGACCAGGCCAGAGGUUAAAAGGCAGAGAUCAGUGCCUGAAGAUCUAAAGCGGGCAGCCGAGGAGAGAGGAGCUCUGACAGAGACAGAAGGACGAAAGCCAACUGAAGAUGAACAGAAAGCGUUCAAAGACACCAGUCAGUACGUGGUGGGAGAACUGGCGGCGCUGGAGAGCGAGCAGAGGCAGAUCGACACACGGGCCUCACGUGUGGAGAAGCGUCUGCGCUAUCUCAUGGACACAGAGAAUAAUAAGGAAGAGGAAGAAUCCAUGAUGCAGGAAUGGUUUACGCUUGUCAAUAAGAAGAACGCUCUGAUCCGCCGACAGAACCAGCUCUCUCUGCUGGAGAAGGAACACGAUCUGGAGAGACGCUUUGAGCUACUAAACCGAGAAUUAAGGGCAAUGCUGGCGAUUGAAGACUGGCAGAAGACGGAGGCGCAAAAACGCAGAGAGCAGCUGCUGCUGGAUGAGCUGGUCAUACUGGUCAACAAACGUGACGCACUGGUUCGAGACCUAGAUGCCCAGGAGAAAGAGGCUGAGGAGGAAGACGAACACCUGGAGAGAACCCUGGAACAGAACAAAGGCAAGAUGGCAAAGAAAGAGGAGAAGUGUGUUCUUCAGUGACGGCCAUUUCCCAAGCAAAAAAGGAGCAAGAUGACGUACAUUACAAAGUCUUGAAAUGUAUUUUUGUCAUAGAGACCACAGCAUACACUUUAUUAUUGUUGUUUUAAAUCUUCAUAUGUAGAUCUGUUUGUUAUCAUUAAGGGCUUAAGAACUGCUGAAUGCCCUGGGAUGCAUCCUGUUUUAUUAAUACCUGAGAGAUUUAUUAUUUCACAUAAACGAAUACAAAAACUUUAUUAUUAUUAGGUUUGCUUUGUUGGAUUUCACAAACAAGGUACUUAAGGAACUAAUAUUUGAGGAGAUGCAAAGCUGUACAAUUU
Molecule: messenger RNA, 4934 nt
Organism: Sinocyclocheilus anshuiensis
Lineage: Eukaryota; Metazoa; Chordata; Actinopteri; Cypriniformes; Cyprinidae
Gene: ehbp1
Product: EH domain binding protein 1
Exons: 24
Coding region: 727-4617 (1296 amino acids)
Molecular function (GO): protein binding
Source: RefSeq, a predicted model, not a curated record